Messenger RNA from Tachysurus vachellii, 1981 nucleotides. It is a transcript of the gene wdr12, whose product is annotated as WD repeat domain 12. Bases 137 to 1405 code for a protein of 422 amino acids. Lineage: Eukaryota; Metazoa; Chordata; Actinopteri; Siluriformes; Bagridae. The record is from RefSeq and is a predicted model, not a curated record. Gene Ontology annotation, molecular function: protein binding. Gene Ontology annotation, biological process: maturation of LSU-rRNA from tricistronic rRNA transcript (SSU-rRNA, 5.8S rRNA, LSU-rRNA); ribosome biogenesis; maturation of 5.8S rRNA from tricistronic rRNA transcript (SSU-rRNA, 5.8S rRNA, LSU-rRNA). The transcript is spliced from 13 exons. Gene Ontology annotation, cellular component: preribosome, large subunit precursor; PeBoW complex.
CGUUGUGCCUUGUUAUGCUCACUCAAGGCACAUGGUUGUACAUCACACUCAGAUCUAUAUGGGAAUAUUUACUAAUUUAACGAUCUAAUACUUCAACCUGAAACCUGAAACUGAGGCAUAUUUAAGAAAAACAACAAUGUCGCAGGUUCAAGCGAGGUUUUUCACCGAAAACAAAAAAUUUGCUGUAGAUGACGUGCCUUUCUCCAUCCCGGCUACAUCAGAGGUCACACACCUGAGCGAUGUUAUUAACAAACUGCUGGAGGCCCGAAAUGCGGAUCACAAACAUGUGGAGUUUGACUUCCUGGUUCGAAGUCAGUUCCUGCGCUCCACACUGGCCACUCACAUGGAGGCAGAGAACAUCUCAACGGAAGAAGUUGUGGAAAUCGAGUACGUAGAGAAAUUCACUGCACCGCAGCCAGAGGAGUGUAUCAUGCACGACGACUGGAUCAGCUCAGUGGAGGCAGACUCGGAAUGGAUUCUCACAGGGUCGUAUGAUAAGACAGCACGGAUUUGGUCUCUCGAAGGGAAGGCGAUGAUGACCGUUGCUGGACACACAGAUGUAGUGAAGGAUGUGGCCUGGAUAAAAAGAGAGGGACUGACAUCGCUGCUGCUUACCUCCUCGCUGGACCAGACGGUGCUGCUGUGGGAGUGGAACUCGGAGAGGAACAAACUGAAGGCUCGUCACUGCUGCCGUGGACAUGCUGGGAGCGUGGACACCAUCUCUGUCGACCCUACGCGCACUAAGUUUUGCAGUGGAUCUUGGGACAGAAUGCUGAAGCUCUGGUCAGCAGUUCCAACAGAAGAGGAGGACGAGGUGGAGGAACCCAACAGACCACGGAAAAAACAGAAGACUGAGCAGCUGGGACUGACGAAGACUCCUCUGAUGACUCUGUCUGGCCACACGGAGGCUGUGUCCAGUGUCCUGUGGACGGACGCGGAGGAGCUGUGCAGUGCAUCAUGGGACCACACCAUUCGGCUUUGGGACGCUGAGACAGGAGGACAGAAAAGUGCUCUGACGGGCAGUAAGGUGUUUAACUGCGUCUCGUACUCGCCGCUGUGUCGCCGUCUGGCCUCAGGGAGCACAGACAGACACGUUCGUCUGUGGGACCCGCGCUCUAAAGAUGGUUCUCUGGUUCUGAUCUCUCUGACAUCACACACCGGUUGGGUAACAACAGUCAGGUGGUCUCCUUCUCACGAGCAGCAGCUCAUCUCUGGCUCACUGGACAACAUGGUCAAACUUUGGGACACCAGGAGUUGUAAAGCUCCUCUGUAUGAUCUGGCAGCUCAUGAGGACAAAGUGCUAUGUGCUGAUUGGACGGACAGUGGGCUGAUUUUAAGCGGCGGCGCCGACAACAAGCUCUACACGUUCAGAUACUCGGGGUGUGUGCGUGACGCUGGGGCAUAAAGUUCCAUCUCCGUCUCACCUCCUCGUAUCUGGACUCAGUCACCGGUGGAUUUACAAUGUUUUAUUGCUCCUCUUUUACAUUUUACAUACCCAGAGUUUGCUCCGCUUCUGUAUGAUCUUUUGUUCUCUGUAUUCUAAUUAAAUGUAAAGAAAACUUCACCUGAUUGAAUACAGAUUUAUUGACACCACAAACCAUCUCUUUGUUAUUCAUUUGUCAUUUAUAUACAGUAUUAUAUAUUUGUAACAAAUAGAGUUGAGUGCAAAAGUUUGUACACCCACAGAACACAACUUCACAGCUAGAUGUAUAAUGUGAUAAUGUUUUUCUUCACAACUUACAGAAAUGGUCAAAAUGUGUAUUAUAUUAAUAGUAAAAACUAUUUCAAAUGUGAUCUAAAUGUCAAUGUGAAUACUUGUUCACUCCUCGCCUUUAGAAAAUGCUUCCGAUAUCGACCGUAUCCUCAAAACAGCAACUAAUUUCCUUUUGUUGGAUGUUUUUGUUUGUUUGUUUGUUUGUUUGUUUUGUUUUUUAAUAAAUCCUGCCUUUCAAAAAUAAAACUCAAUACAUCACUUGUCGCA